Messenger RNA from Tripterygium wilfordii, 1985 nucleotides. RefSeq names its product MLO-like protein 1. Bases 125 to 1687 code for a protein of 520 amino acids. The transcript is spliced from 13 exons. Gene Ontology annotation, biological process: defense response. Gene Ontology annotation, cellular component: membrane. Lineage: Eukaryota; Viridiplantae; Streptophyta; Magnoliopsida; Celastrales; Celastraceae. The record is from RefSeq and is a predicted model, not a curated record.
UGCAUGAUUUUAACAAGCAUCGCAAUCUAAACCGAGAGAUAUCAUCUCCUUGAUCUCCUGGUAAUAUUAUAUUGUUUUGUGUGUGAGAGAGAGUGUGUGUGGGUGAGAGAGAGAGAGAGAGAGAAUGAGUGGUGGCAGUGAAGAAGAAGAAACGACGUUAGAGUUCACACCCACAUGGGUGGUAGCCCUCGUGUGCACUGUGAUUGUGGCCAUCUCUCUAGCGGUGGAGCGGAUCCUUCACUACGCUGGCAAAUACCUCAAGAAUAAGAACCAGAAGCCCCUCUAUGAAGCCCUUCAAAAAGUUAAAGAAGAGUUGAUGCUGUUGGGUUUUAUAUCAUUGCUGCUGACGGUAUUUCAGAGUGCUAUAUCCAAAUUCUGUAUCCCAAGGGAUAUUGUCAGGCACAUGCUUCCCUGCAAACUCCCCAACUCAGAAGCAGAAGGAGAAGCAUCCAGUCCACAUGCUAAUACAACCUCACAUUUCCAGAGCUUCUUUUCCACUGCCAUUCCUGGGGUGGCCAGGCGCCUCUUAUCUGAAGAAGCCUCAGCAUCACAGCUGGGUUACUGUGCACGGAAGGGUAAGGUUCCCUUGCUAUCAGUUGAAGGGUUACAUCAUCUUCAUAUUUUUAUCUUUGUCCUAGCCAUUGUCCAUGUGACUUUCUGUGUUCUCACUGUUUGUUUUGGAGGAGCGAAGAUACGACAAUGGAAGCACUGGGAGGAUUCCAUUGCAAAAGAAGAUUAUAAUUCAGAGCAUGUUUUAAAGAAGAAGGUUACCCAUGUCCAACAACAUGCAUUUAUAAGAGAUCAUUUUCUAGGUGUUGGUAAAACUAAAGCUCUGCUAGGUUGGGUGUUAUUUGUUCUUCAGCAUGCCCUUUUCAAGCAAUUCUAUGCAUCUGUGACCAAAUCAGAUUACAUCACUUUGAGACUUGGUUUCAUAAUGACUCAUUGCAGAGGAAAUCUGAAGUUUAAUUUUCACAAAUAUAUGAUGCGCGCCCUUGAAGAUGAUUUUAGGAUUGUUGUUGGUAUAAGUUGGUAUCUCUGGAUAUUUGUUGUAAUAUUUUUGUUGCUGAAUGUUAAUGGUUGGCAUACAUAUUUCUGGAUAGCAUUCAUCCCCGUUGUUCUCCUCCUUGCGGUGGGAACUAAGCUGGAGCAUGUAAUCACACAGCUGGCUCACGAGGUUGCUGAGAAACACAUAGCCAUAGAAGGGGAAUUAGUAGUGAAACCGUCAGAUGAUCACUUUUGGUUCAAGGAGCCCCGGAUUGUCCUCUUCUUGAUCCAUUUCAUUCUCUUCCAAAAUGCUUUUGAGAUAGCAUUUUUCUUCUGGAUAUGGGUUCAAUAUGGUUUUGACUCCUGCAUAAUGGGACAAGUAGGUUAUAUAGUCCCAAGGCUUCUUAUAGGGGUAUUCAUCCAAGUACUAUGUAGUUACAGUACCCUGCCACUUUAUGCAAUUGUGACACAGAUGGGGAGUUAUUAUAAGAAGUCAAUAUUUGACGAACACGUGCAAGUAGGCCUCGUCGGCUGGGCUCAGAAGGCGAAGAGAAAUCAAGCCUUAAAGAUGGCCAACGAAGGCUCUACCCAGACAACUACCACCGACAGCUCCUCUGCUGGAAUUCAAAUGGAGCGAGUAGCACGCAGUGCUGCUACUCCCGGGGAGGUUCAUCUCUCCAUUCGAUCAGAUGAGACCAAAUAAGAAAGGGUCGGAGUUCUUCAUGAUUUUGCGGAGCAUACUUGUUUGAACCCAUACUGCAUACAGUUUACGCAGAUCUCCUGGGUUAUAAAACUGUUGUAUCAGAAUGACAAUGCUAGCACUUGAUUCAUAGAUAGUACAUAAGGCUUUCAUGUGUAGUUGAAAACUAUGACUAGCAGUUAAUAUGUUCCUUUCCCCUUCUCAUAUGGCUUAUGGAUGUUAAUGUAUGUUCUACAUUUAACAGUAAGAACACUUGUAUAAUUUUUGCUGUAUCAGAGUUGCACUUGCAGUAUCUUUUGUG